AUGCUCAACAUUGAAUUGAAAGUCAUUGAAGGACGAAGCUUAAAAGGUGCUGAUUUUGGCGGGUUAUCAUCCGACCCGUAUUGUAAAAUCAUAACCAGUCAGUGCACACAACAAACACAAACAUGUAACAUGACUCGUAACCCACAAUGGAACAGAUCAUUUAAUAUGCAAGUAACACCUGGCGAAGACAUUCGUUUUGAAUGCUAUGAUUAUGAUCGUUUCGGGAAGAAUGACAGUCUUGGAAAAACACAUUACCGUGUCGUACAAGGAUUCCCAGGUCAAGUGAUCGACACUUGGCUUGGUCUCGAUAAAAAAGGAGAAAUCCAUAUCCAAAUCAUUCACAAAGGAGGCGUACCAGGUAUGUGUGGUGCACCCCACAUGGCGCCAGGUAUGGCUCCGGGUAUGUGUCAACCACCUAUGGCCCCUAUGGGUGCUUAUCCUCCACCAAUGGGCGCUUAUCCUCCUCCCAUGGGAGCUUAUCCACCACCUAUGGGUGCCUACCCACCACCAAUGGGGGCAUACCCACCUCCUAUGGGUGGAUAUCCACCAAUGUAUCCACCACCUGGACCAGGUGGAUAUCCAAUGGGAUAUUACUAA
Molecule: messenger RNA, 597 nt
Organism: Entamoeba invadens IP1
Lineage: Eukaryota; Evosea; Mastigamoebida; Endamoebidae
Product: Toll-interacting protein, putative
Exons: 1
Coding region: 1-597 (198 amino acids)
Molecular function (GO): calcium ion binding
Source: RefSeq, a predicted model, not a curated record